Diversispora eburnea is the source of this 207-nucleotide messenger RNA. The record is from the annotation of a GenBank genome assembly. NCBI's taxonomy places the organism in Eukaryota, Fungi, Glomeromycota, Glomeromycetes, Diversisporales, Diversisporaceae.
AUGUCUCAAAUGCCUGCUGCUGCUGCUGAUGGUGAGGAAUUCUUUGAUCCAAUGAAUAUGGAUGAUUAUGAUGAAAUUCAUAUGGAUAAUACGGCAGGUCCUUCUCAUCAACCAAGUUAUAAUAUAAGAGAUGGAGGUGAUAAAACUGUAGAUCAAGAUUUCUUUAAUGAUUUUCCGGACGAUUUCGAUGACGAGGAUUUAAAAUGA